AAGUGAUUCUUUAUUUUCAAGGUAUAAAAAAAUUCAAAGGUGUAUCUAUUGUUGACUAUAUCAUCUUUGGCGGUCAUAAUUAAAUAUAUCUGAUCUGAUCAAGCUAGUUAUUGCUUUUUUAAAGAAAGGAUUCAAAUUUAAGUAUCAAGUUUUAAUAUACACAAAUCAAAAUGGGAGGAGAUUUGAAUAUGAAAAAGCACUUCCACCCUCUAACUAUGGAAAAUUUAGAGAGGGUGUGGAAAGCAGAGGAAAAAAAGCGCAAAGAAGAAGAGCAAUGUCUUCAGCUUCAGCAAGAAUUAGCAGAAGAAAGGCAGAGAGAACAGCUUCAAAAACAAGCUGUGGAAUCUGGUCUUAUAAAAAAAAAAACUGAAAAAUUAGACUGGAUGUACAGUGGGCAGCAAGCUGUCAAUACUGAAGAAUAUUUGCUUGGAAAAAAGAUUGAUAAACAUGUUGAAGUAAUGAAAGAUGAUGAUGCUGAAAAAAACAUAAUUGAAGGUAAUAUUCUUAAAAAGCCAAUUCUUCAGCCGAAAGCAUCUGAUAUUUUAGCAAAAGUCAAAGAAGAUCCUCUUUUUCUUAUAAAGAAACGAGAAGAAGAGAAUAGAAAGGAGCUUGUUCAAAAUCCUAUUAAGAUGAGAAAAUUGAAGGCUCUACUUCAAAGUCAUGAAAAAGAGAAAAAAAAGAAAAAAUCAAAGAAAAGUAAAAAAGAAAAGUAUGAUGAAGAUUAUAGGUAUACUAAUGGAAGAAGUGAAAAGGAUUUAUCUAAGACUGAGUAUGAUUCAAAACAUGGCAUAAAAUAUAGUAAAGAGAGAUCAGAUGAAAAAUAUGAUUCCAGAUAUUCUACGCAUAAUUUUAGCAAUCGUGAUCUACAGACUCAUGAAUCAAACAAGCAUAGCUCUAGAAAUUAUGAUUCAAGCAAUCAUCACUCAAGUCAUCGGUAUGAACAACCAUUUAAAAAUGCUAGGCACGAAAAUAGCGAAAAAUAUUAUGAAAACGCAAAAAGCAAAAAUUCUCAGGACUCUUCAAAAGUUCAUAGGAGAGACUCUGAAUCAUCACGAGGGGAUCAUAGAGGUGAUAAAGAGUACAGAACACAAAACAAGUCAAAAAGAAAAAGAUCUCUUAGUUCAAGUUCAGAUGAUGAGAGUGAUUUGGAAAAGCAAAGACAAUUCAUGAUGCAGAAUGCAAAAUGGAGAAAGGAACAAAGGAUUAAAAACCUUCGAUCUCAUGAGGAAGAAACAAUCAAAGAAGAGGAGACAGUCAAAUCCGUUUUAAGUAAAAGCAACGUUAAUGAAGACAAAGCACGUUUUAUAAAAAAGUUACAAGUAGCUUCAUAUUCAUCAGACACAACUGCUUCUGUAGAAGAUCGAAUCAAAAGAAACAUUCAUACAAAGCAAAGAACCAAAGCUGAUUUAGAAAAAAAAUUUACUUCACGCUGAGUGAACAUUUUUCUAAAAGCGUUUAUUUUGGUUUAAGUUCAAGCAAUGCCUUAUUAAAACCAAGAAACGACAUUGGUCAAUAAUUUCUUUCCAAAUUCUGGAGCAUAAAAUUUCUUCUAAGAAUACUCAAUGGUUAUUUUUUUACGAAAGAUGAGGAAAUAAAAGGAUUUUAUGUCCACACUAGGUCCGCACUAAAUAAAAAUAGUCAGAAGUCCAUGAGUUUGAGUUUUCUAGAAGUUGUUACAUUAGAGUCGUAAGUUAAUACUGCAGAAACUUUGUUAGCAUUUUUACAGUAUUACUGUUUACUAACUUAAUGACCGCAACAUUUUAUAUACAA
Messenger RNA from Hydra vulgaris (swiftwater hydra), 1770 nucleotides. Its product is annotated as pre-mRNA-splicing factor CWC25 homolog. Lineage: Eukaryota; Metazoa; Cnidaria; Hydrozoa; Anthoathecata; Hydridae. Gene Ontology annotation, cellular component: U2-type spliceosomal complex. Gene Ontology annotation, biological process: mRNA splicing, via spliceosome. The record is from RefSeq and is a predicted model, not a curated record.